AUGACAGCCACUCCCAUCACACAGGAGGCACGCUCCCAGCACCUACAGGCCGUGCGGCAGCGCCUCGUCUCCAAUGCGCCUCUGUACGGUUUUCUGCUCUCACCCUCCACCAUUGUCAGAUCCUCGGCUGGCGAGGUCGUCCUCCACCUGCCCCUCGAGGCGUCCCAUGUCAACUCCAGAGGCACGCUCCACGGCGCCGUCUCCUCCGCCAUUGUCGACUUUAGCACCGGCCUUGCCAUUGCCUCGCACGACCUGAGGGACACGACAGGCGCCAGCGUGGACAUGCACGUGAGCUAUCUGGGCACAGCCAAAGUCGGCGACACGCUCGAGAUUGUGGCCACGGCGGAGAAGGUCGGUGGGAGCAUGGCCUUUACCAACUGCAAGAUCAACCGCAUCGAUGGCGAUGACAGGGUGCCGGUCAGCAUGGGGAGGCAUACCAAAUUCGUCAAGAUUGGCCAGAAGAAGCCAGAGGAGAAGAACCAGGGAUGA
Emericellopsis atlantica is the source of this 489-nucleotide messenger RNA. RefSeq names its product HotDog domain-containing protein. Lineage: Eukaryota; Fungi; Ascomycota; Sordariomycetes; Hypocreales; Bionectriaceae. Gene Ontology annotation, molecular function: fatty acyl-CoA hydrolase activity. The coding region runs from base 1 to 489 and encodes 162 amino acids. The record is from RefSeq and is a predicted model, not a curated record. The transcript has a single exon.